Molecule: messenger RNA, 1407 nt
Organism: Nematostella vectensis (starlet sea anemone)
Lineage: Eukaryota; Metazoa; Cnidaria; Anthozoa; Actiniaria; Edwardsiidae
Product: protein CFAP107
Exons: 5
Coding region: 90-767 (225 amino acids)
Source: RefSeq, a predicted model, not a curated record
AUAUAAACAGUAUAUCACAAGAUUUAGAACAACUCAUCAAACAAAAAGAAGAGCAAGGCGACACAGGGUAGUUUUAAUAACUGUUGGAAAUGUUCAAUCCAGAGCGCUAUGACGAUAUCAAAUGGGGUUUGCCGGGCUGGAGAAUUGAACAAAGAUACGCUACAGAUGUUCUUAUCGGUAAUUGGAACGAGGAGCGCAGAAAUUUUGAAAGAGGCGGAUCCCAUUUCAAUAGUACACAGAAAACAGACUUCAAGAACUAUGGAAAGCAACUACCAGAUGUGAAAACAAGGCGGCAAGCUCUACUGAAACAUGAUGGUCUAGCUAAGGCAUACUUGUUUUCACACCAUGGAAAAACAUAUUCUGGACACAGAAUAUCCUGGUAUGACCAGGAAUAUAAUAAACGUGAAGUCACAGAAUCACAGCUACCCCCACUCCGGAGCUGGAAUAGCCAACAACUUGCUUGGGGACCAGAGAAGUCAGACUUCCCAUUGGAAGGUAGACCAACAAACUAUGGAUUAUUAGAAAAAAAGCAAGAAAAAUGGAGAAGGGAAGCAGAGGCCGAAAAUAUGUCAAUAUACCAUACCACAAAGGAGCUUUCAUAUGUACCACAUGCCCGGAAAGCCUUCACCUACCGACAUCAUGCCACACCUAGGUUUAUCUCAAGCCACUUCCACCCUCAUAGAGUGAACAAGGACCUACAUUUACGGAGCAAGCCAUAUAACACUGCAUGUGAAUACCCCCCACUUUUGGCUUCUGCCACAAUUUAACUUAAUAAAAUGAUAAUAUUGCUUAUUGAAGAUGCAUAUUUUUAUUUUUUAUUUUUUAGUUAGAAAUGAACAAACUUGCUAGCUGUUUGCAGUAGUGAUAUUCUUAUGUAUGUAUUUUAUAAAUAUUUCACAGUUAUAAAAAAAGGAAUUUGAAAAUAACAUUUGUGUAAUUAGUGUCUACCCUGAAAAAAAAGCUGUCUACUGCAACUUUGGUUGAAAUAAUAAUUCUAAAAAAUAUUUAAAAGUACUAGAAUUUCAUUAUAGUUUGAGUCAAAGUUGACCUCUUGGUCAACACCAGGAUAAAGUAAUUUCAUAGCCUGCAUUCCUUCACCUCACACACCAAGCCUACAUGCACAUUGCUACAUGAUUUUUAAUAUUCAAAAACAUGUUUGAGAGUGGGCUAGUAAUCUCAGUGCUUGAUUUGUAUCAAAUAUAUGAGCAAAUAAGCAUAGAAUGCAACUAAUCAAACAGAAAGGGGGCCUCUCCAUAAAAGUAGACAGGGAGGAUCCUCCUAUAUUUUUGUCAAUAAAAUUCUCCAAGCUCCUCCCCUUUAGGGGUGUUAAGAUUCUGCAAUCCCAAAGGGAUGAAUGUAUGAAAUACAUGAGAAUACUAUAAAAGGACAAUAAACAUAUGUUCUAAA